Colossoma macropomum (tambaqui) is the source of this 1486-nucleotide messenger RNA. Its product is annotated as butyrophilin subfamily 1 member A1-like. The record is from RefSeq and is a predicted model, not a curated record. NCBI's taxonomy places the organism in Eukaryota, Metazoa, Chordata, Actinopteri, Characiformes, Serrasalmidae. Gene Ontology annotation, molecular function: protein binding. Bases 65 to 1486 code for a protein of 473 amino acids. The transcript has 8 exons.
UGUAGGUUGUUUAUGGGAGCUUCAGGACGAAGGUUUCAAGCGAGUGAGCAUUUUAACUUCAAGGAUGCAGUUUAUGUAUGUGGCACUAGUGGUUCUCUGUAGCUUUUCAACAUCAAGAUCAGAGAAUUUUAGGCUGGUUGGUCCAUCUGUUUCCCUGAUUGCUGUAGUUGGUGAAGACUUCAUUUUACCCUGUUCCCUCCAACCCAAAAUCAGUGCUGUGGACAUGAGAGUGGAGUGGUUCAGACUAGAUCAGGCAGCUUUAACAGUGCAUCUCUACACAGACCAUGAAGACAAAAGCAUAGAGCAGGCUGAGUCCUACAGGGGGAGAACAGCUCUGUUCAAAGAGGAGCUACAGGAGGGCAACACCUCCCUCAAACUCUCAGUAGUCCAACUUUCUGACGAGGGAGCUUACAAGUGCUUAGUUAAGUCUGAGAACUGGUACGACGACAUAACGCUUAAUAUCAUAGUUGAAGUUACAGGUAGAGAUCCAGUGAUCACUCUGGAGGAGCUUUAUGUUUCAGGAGCAUUGAGUCUGGUGUGUGAAUCUAAAGGCUGGAAUCCUGAACCAGAAGUUGAGUGGUUGGACAGUGAAGGAGUCACUCUGAAUGCUAAAGCUACACAGACACACAGAGACUCUGAGGGCUUCAGUGUGAAACGCUGUAUCACUAUUUAUAAAAGUGACUCUAACAGGUUCUACUGCAGAGUUAAACAAAGAUAUCAUGUGAAGCAAACAGAGGUCAUAAUCUCUAAUAAAAGUUUUAUGAUGUGGAGGAUCAGUAUUAUCUUCAAUUUCCUUUUUUCAUCAAUAGUACUCAUCGCUGGUCUAAUUACAUGUGCUUAUUGUAGGAGAAAAGAAUAUUUUUUCGCUAGAAUGGGUCGAUUCAGAAUCCAUGAAAAACGAAGAGUUGACAAAGAAAUAGAAAAGAACAUUUUAUGCAGAGUGGAUGUGGUCAUGGACAUUGGUACAGCUCACCCCUAUCUCAACCUGGUUGAUGAUGGAAAGGAGGUAAAAUAUGGAGAAAAGCGGAAGGAUUUCUCUGAUGCACCAAACGCUUUUGACGACUGUGUUUUUAUCCUGGGAAAAGAGGGGUUUAAAAAGUCAUUUUACUUUGAGGUGCAGGUCAGAGGAAAGACUGAGUGGACUUUAGGAGUUGCCAAAGAGACUAUAAGGAGAAAGGGGGAGAUUGCACUGAAACCUGAGUUUGGAUUCUGGACUUUGAGUAUGGGGAAUAGUAUGUUCUGCCCGAGUGCCAGUGUCUCCCCGAGACAUAAACUCAAAAAGGUGGGAGUGUUUGUGGAUUAUAAUGAAGGUGUGGUGUCUUUUUAUGAUGUAAUUGGCAAGGCUGAACUUUAUUCCUUCACAGAUCAGCAUUUCUCUGAGAAGCUCUAUCCAAUAUUCAGUCCUGGUUUUAAACAUGGAGGUCAAAAUACAGCUCCUCUAAUCAUUACACCUAUAAGUGAGUCUCGACUUAAAACCCACAUAUAA